AUUUUUUUGUAUGUGAAUUAUUUUUGCAUACAAAAAGAAAAGUGGGUUUCAAGUAUAAAGUGAUAAAACUGAUUACAUCUAUUUUUAAUUAUUUUUUAUUUUUUUUUGGUUCUAACCAAGAGGGUUGGUGGGUGGUUCAGCACCGAAACCCCUUAACCAAGAGUUGGUGAAUAGAAAACGCUCUAGUGCGCAGACACUAGGAAUGGAGGAUUAGUCUUCUUGCUGCCGGCGGUGGGACCUUGGAAAACCAAAAAAGAAAUUUUUGGGAAAUAAGGAUGUCUUAAAUUGUAACAGUGUUCAAUUAUCUUGAUGGUAGUCUGGUGCUCUGUGUCUGUUGUGAUAUUAGCCUUAUUUGUGUAGUUAAUGGUUAAAAACACACCUAAGAGUCUCCUGAUUUUGCGACUUUCAUAGCUGAACUAUCAUGUGUGUGAGUUUCUUAGCUGAACUAUCGCCGACUAUUUGUAAAAAUACAUGUCAACUAUUUAAUUGUUCAGUUCAACUAUGAAACUCAAAUAAUUAAUAGUUGAGGUGUGUUUUGAUAAAUAGUCGGUGAUAGUUCAGGUGUGGAACUCGGUCGCUCACCUGAUAGUUCAAUUAUCGAAACAGGAUGCUUCAGGUGGGGUUUCACCCUUCCAUCUUUAUUGAUAAGUUCUACUGUGAAACUCAAAUAAUUAAUAGUUGAGGCGCGUUUUGACAAAAUAGUUGCUGAUUGUUCAGGUCACGUGAAGUUCCUGUAAUGGAUCUAGGAAUUUUGAUGAGUUAAUGGAGUUAGGUUUAUUUGUUACAGUAUUAGCUAUCAAGAGGAGAAAACCUCCCAGCUUGGUGAGCUUGUGUCUUGGAGUUAUCGGUAGACAUUUUGAGGAUAUCAUUGAGGACCUCACAGAGAUAGCUGCUAGUUUUCCAUCCACCAUGAAGAUGGCACUUGUAGCAAUUGCUAGAAGGAGAAGGUUAUUGAAUGACGAUGUUAUUGUUGCAUUGGCUGAUAGCUCCUGGCAAAUCCUGGACUUAUCUGGUUCGGAGGUUUCUGAUUGUGGCCUAUCACAAGCAGUUAAAACAUGCAAACAUCUGCAAGCAGUUGAUAUAAGUCUCUGCAGCAAGCUCACGUCAGUCAGUGUAUCAGAACUCUUGCGGAAUUGCCGGUCUCUUGAAAUACUGAGAUGGGGAGGCUGCCCUCGGAGUGAGAACACAGCUCGUAGAUGCUUCUCUUUGUUGAAGCCAACACUAGAGCAUGUUGAAGGAGAUUCUUGGGAGGAACUUGAUACCUCGGAAAUAGCUCAUGGUGCAACUUCCUUGCGUUGGCUUUUAUGGCCAAAAAUUGAGAAGGACCAGCUGGAGAGUUUGUCUGAAGAAUGCCCACGAAUCAUCCUAAAUCCAAAGCCGUCGCCCCUAGGUUACAGGGGGAUUGAUAUACCUAGAGAAGCAAGACUAGAUGUAUCAUUAGAUGAUCCCAUUGUUGAAGAUAUUGACCCCAAAACCUGGGCUGUUACUGGAUUUGUACCUAGAAGAUCACCAUCAUCAGUUUCAAGCACAGAAGAUUUGCCUGUGGCAGAAAAGUUUAGACUUGCAUUUCUUGAUAGAGAUACUAGACUAGCACCAAAACGAGCAAAGAAUGCAAGACAACACCAGCGACGUGCAGAAAAGCAAUGGGUGAUGAUGAAUAGUAGAGCGAAAGCGCUAGCACUUGCCUCGCUUGCAAGCAAAUCCCUGAACAUACGGAACUGAAAAUAAAUAUAUACUUUUACAAACCUGUAUUUGAUCUGUCAGUCAUGGAUAGCUUCUGUUUGGCAGCAGAUAUCGCCAGGGAAGCAAAUUUUAAGCAAGCAUCACUUAGUUGAAGGGUUAUGUGGGAAGUUUCUCUUUUCAACCGAGUCUUAACUGUUCCGCGGGCUAUACAUAAUGCUGCACUUGGUCUCUUGUAGUGGAUGGACUCCGUCAAUAGCCUUCCUUUCCUUUUGUCUUGUCAAAGCCUCAUUGAAGUGUGUAUAUUAUUCGCGAUAUAAGUUCCUGUGUGGAUGUACAUUAGAAUUUUGCUGCUGAAAGAUUGAUAUAAUGAGGUACUCCAGUUUUCUCA
This is a messenger RNA of Capsicum annuum, 2071 nucleotides long. RefSeq lists its product as uncharacterized. NCBI's taxonomy places the organism in Eukaryota, Viridiplantae, Streptophyta, Magnoliopsida, Solanales, Solanaceae. The record is from RefSeq and is a predicted model, not a curated record. The transcript has 6 exons. Bases 763 to 1722 code for a protein of 319 amino acids.